Messenger RNA from Microthlaspi erraticum, 582 nucleotides. NCBI's taxonomy places the organism in Eukaryota, Viridiplantae, Streptophyta, Magnoliopsida, Brassicales, Brassicaceae. The record is from the annotation of a GenBank genome assembly.
AUGGAUGAGCUCCACGAAGUCGCGACUGCUUAUUACAACAACGGCUCCAUGGAGCAACAGAAUUUGGCGUGGCAGUUUUUCCGUGCAAUGGACGUUGAUGGUAACGGCCGAGUAAGUAUUCAAGAGUAUACCGACUUCUUGCGUCGAACCGCAGGUUUAGCUUGGGUCCAUCCUGACAUGUUCCGGGAGCUAGACCGGAACGGAGACGGUCAGCUCGACUUCUGGGAGGUCUUGACGCUUUACUAUGUGGCUCGGACCCGGACCAUUAGCUGCCGAUCGUGCCUCCGGCCUCUCAACGCUCUAUACUUCACGUGCGUCACGUGCUUUGAUUCGCCGUGUGGCGGGGACACGUUUGAUCUAUGCGUCAAGUGUUAUAUGCGACGGACGUAUUGCCAUCCGCAUUGUAUGUUCUUGGAUAGUUAUGUCUUAUUACGAGCUAAGCGUAGCCAUUAUCCUCUGCCACCUGGUGAUCACAACCUAGCCCAGCAACACCCUACGAGGAUGAGGUGGUGGCAUGCGUUUAGAGCAAUGGAGGUGGCGCUUGCUGUCGGAAGUCUCACAGGCUUUUGCACCAUUAUGUGA